AUGAAGCUACAAGUUACUUCAAUAUUUAUCUUGAUGCUGAGCACGUCAUAUGCUCAUGAGUUUCGUUUAAGAAACAAUUGUCCAUUUCCAGUGUGGCCAGGACUUUUGGGAAAUCCAGGCAAAGAAACUCCAUUAAACGGUGGAUUCCAAUUAAAUUUAUGGGAAACAAAAGUUUUUCAUGUUGGAUAUGGAUGGGGUGGACGUAUUUGGCCAAGAAGAGAUUGCGAUGGCAAUGGACACUGUCUUAGUGGAGAUUGUGGAAACAAAAUUCAAUGCGAUGGAACCGGAAAUCCACCAGCUUCUUUAGCUGAAUUCACACUUGAUGGUUGGGGCAAUCAAGAUUAUUAUGAUGUGUCUCUUGUCGAUGGCUACAACCUACCAAUCAAAAUCAACCCAAUUCCAGGAACCUUCAGAAAAGUUUCAGAUUCAUACUUUGACUGCAAUUCAGCUGGCUGCUACCGUGACUUGAAUGAAAUUUGUCCCAAUGAGCUAGCAAUUUGGCAUAAUGGAUGGAAAAUUGCAUGCAAAAGUGCUUGCUUAGCUUUUAAUACUGAUCAGUAUUGUUGUCGUGGUGCUUAUGGAACUCCACAAACUUGCAAGAGUAGCAACUGGCCUUACAACUAUCCAGCAAUUUUCAAACAAGCUUGCCCAGAUGCUUACAGCUAUGCAUAUGAUGAUACAACAAGUACAUUUACAUGCCAUGGAAAUCCUGAGACUGGAUACGAAAUUGUUUUCUGUCCAUAA
Chironomus riparius is the source of this 744-nucleotide messenger RNA. NCBI's taxonomy places the organism in Eukaryota, Metazoa, Arthropoda, Insecta, Diptera, Chironomidae. The record is from the annotation of a GenBank genome assembly.